Anolis sagrei ordinatus is the source of this 1224-nucleotide messenger RNA. RefSeq names its product epidermal retinol dehydrogenase 2-like. Gene Ontology annotation, molecular function: oxidoreductase activity, acting on the CH-OH group of donors, NAD or NADP as acceptor. NCBI's taxonomy places the organism in Eukaryota, Metazoa, Chordata, Lepidosauria, Squamata, Anolidae. The record is from RefSeq and is a predicted model, not a curated record. Gene Ontology annotation, cellular component: lipid droplet.
CUGAGGACUAGGACAGAAGGCUCAGCCCUAAAGUUUUAAAAAGAGAAUUGGCAAGCUUUUCAGGAAACAAAUUAGCAAUAGUUUAUAUUGCCAUUACCAGUAAAUUAGAAAAAUAUGUUGAAAAGAUGCAUGUUUAUUAUAAGAAGUGUCUUGGAUACCUUCAAAUUUAUAAUUUUGUUUAUUUAUUACUGCUUUGAGGCCUUUAUUUUGAUGCUUUUUUGUGUUCGAAAAAAUGUUGCUGGGAAAAUAGUGCUUGUCACAGGAUCUGCAAAUGGAAUUGGACGACAGAUUGCAUUAAACUUUGCACGCCUUGGCGCAAUUCUUGUUCUCUGGGACAUCGAUGAGGAAGGUAACAAAAAAACAACAGAACUUGUCAAAGCCAAUGGGGCUAUAGCCGUUUAUACCUACAAGUGUGACUUACGCAUAAAGGAUGAAAUCUAUGCAGUAGCAGAUCAGGUUAAAAAAGAAGUGGGAAUUGUAAACAUUUUAAUCAAUAAUGCAGGUGUAUACAGUCAGAAGAAUUUCAUUGAUCUUCAUGAAUCUGAAAUGGAAGAAAAAAUAGAUGUCGAUGCUAAAGCACAUUUCUGGACUUGCAAAGCUUUUUUGCCAGAUAUGAUUGCCCAGGAUCAGGGACAUUUGGUUACAAUUGCGAGUUUAGCAUCACUGUGUGGGGACAAGAAAAUCUCAGACUAUGUUGCAAGUAAAUGGGCAUCAUUUGGUUUUCUGGAAUCUCUUGCUUUUGAAAUGAGGGCUGCGGGAAAGAAAGGCAUUAAAACCACCAUUGUCUGCCCUGGUUAUGUGGAUACAAGGAUGAUUUAUGGUGUGAAAAUAGCGAGGCCAAUUCUCAUUCCUAGGAUGGAUGUAGGCUAUGUGGGCAGGUCGAUUGUGGAUGCCAUUCUGAAAGAGAAAUUUUAUUUUGUCUUGCCAUCUUAUAUGAGACUAAUUACCUUUAAAAUAUUUCUUCCCAAAAAAGUGGUUUUUCUUCUUAUACAGUAUCUCAGCCCAUAAUGAGAUGUGUUCAGAAGUCAGAUUCGAAGAGAAAGGAAAAUAACCAUCUAACAGAUGUUGUGCUUCAUACUCAACAAAAUUCUUCUUCUUUGAGCACUGCUUUAUUUCAUUUUCAAUAUUAUAUAUCAUGUAUUCUUAACACCAGACUUUGUCGCUCUUUCGUUAACAUAUAUACAAUUAGAAUUCAAUCAGUCACUCAUUAUGCCUAAUAAAGCA